AAGUACGCACGUACGUAACGUCUGGCGAGGGGGGCUGCCCUUAAAAAGAGGGACACUCCGCCUCCAUAGCACCAGUUCUGCGGAAAAGCCGCACGCUAGAGGAGCGGACACAUUCCACAUCGUGUUUUCAUUCUUUUAACGGAAGCCUAAAGAUGUCCACCAAGGAGAAGCUGAUCAGCCAUGUGAUGAAGGAGGAGCCUGUUGGCAGCAGGAACAAGGUGACGGUGGUGGGUGUCGGCAUGGUGGGCAUGGCCUGCGCCAUGAGCGUACUGCUCAAGGACUUGUGCGAUGAGCUCGCCCUGGUCGAUGUGAUGGAGGACAAGCUGAAGGGUGAGGCCAUGGACCUGCAGCAUGGAUCUCUCUUUCUGAAGACACACAAGAUCGUGGCUGACAAAGACUACAGCGUGACAGCCAACUCCAGAGUGGUUGUGGUGACUGCUGGAGCCCGCCAGCAGGAGGGCGAGAGCCGUCUUAACCUGGUGCAGCGAAACGUCAACAUCUUCAAGUUCAUCAUCCCAAACAUCGUCAAGUACAGCCCCAACUGCAUCCUGAUGGUGGUUUCUAACCCAGUGGACAUCCUGACCUAUGUGGCCUGGAAGCUGAGUGGUUUCCCUCGUCACCGUGUCAUUGGCUCUGGCACCAACCUGGACUCCGCCCGCUUCCGUCACCUGAUGGGAGAGAAGCUCAACAUCCACCCUUCCAGCUGCCACGGCUGGAUCAUUGGAGAGCAUGGAGACUCCAGUGUGCCGGUGUGGAGUGGUGUGAAUGUUGCUGGAGUGUCUCUCCAGACCCUCAACCCAAAGAUGGGGGUUGAUGGAGACAGUGAGAACUGGAAGGAGGUUCAUAAGAUGGUGGUCGAUGGGGCCUAUGAGGUCAUCAGGCUGAAGGGCUACACCUCCUGGGCCAUUGGUAUGUCUGUGGCUGACCUGGUGGAAAGCAUCCUGAAGAACUUGCACAAAGUGCACCCUGUGUCCACACUGGUCCAGGGCAUGCAUGGAGUGAAGGAUGAGGUCUUCCUGAGCAUCCCUUCUGUCCUGGGCAACAGCGGCCUGACAGAUGUGAUUCACAUGACACUCAAGCCCGAAGAGGAGAAGCAACUGGUGAAGAGCGCUGAGACCCUGUGGGGUGUACAGAAGGAGCUCGUGCUGUGAAGUGCGCUCCUCUGAAUCCUCCAAUCCACUCUGAAACCACACUCAACACCGCGUGGUCGGCUCCCUCCUGCUGUACCUCCUGUGUCCCAACAGGCAAAUGAAACCACUGAAUAUCUAAAAAGGCCAAGUGUUAGCUAAAGCAGUGGAGUCUAAAUUUUACCUUCAGAUAUUCACAUGUGGGUGUCAUUCUCCUGUGCUGCCCCCCCACCCCACCCAUGACUGAAUUACCACAAAUGUAACUCAUACCUUUGGCCUUUGAGCUCAGUCUGUGUUGGAGAGAUUAUUUGUUGUCCUGUCUACUCGAGAAAAGUAAGGCCUUUGCAAAAUGAGCAUCCCCUAUGUACUGUAUGUUACACUGUGCACUGUUGCUUAUUCUUUACACUCCUUGUCUGUAGUAUUUAUUCUGUGUUGUCUGUGAUUGUUGCCAGUUGGUUUUUUUUCACUUGGUGAUCUCUGUUUAGUUUUUAUUUGGAGUAUAAUGGAGACAUUCCAUUCCCUAUGAGGUAGGGCUUCCUGUCCACGUACAGUCAUAGCUAAGCUAACACUGCUGCAAAUACUACCGGGCCAGAGAUCUGUCAUACCAAAGUACCAUAUCAUUUGAGAAAAACAAAGCUACAUCUACCAGGUGGCACUGAAGCCUUUGUACUCAAACCUAACCACAAGUGCACUGACAGAAAAACAAAAACAAUUUUAAAGGUAAGGUUUAAAGAACUAGUAAGAAGCCAAUAAAGAUUUUUGAAUGAGAGGAUUAAAGGGAUUGCCAAUGAGGUGACUUGCCAGUGUUUCUUAGAGAAAACAGAGAGCCAAUGGAAAAGAGCCAACUACAGUCAUUACCUAGCAUCAGGUAAUGUAUCAUAACUGAAGGUAACAGUUUUGAAGGUGUGGUUUGUUUGCACACCCUAAGUACCCUCAAAGGGUUUUGUAUUUAUUUUACUUGACGUGACUCUGGAAAAAAAAAAACGGAUAUUAACUGAGCAAUGAUGGUAUUAUUUAUAACCUUUAGUACUGUUAAGAUCUAUUUAUGUAUUAAAGUUACAACCUUACUCACAGAAGAACAGUAACUGUCAUAGCAGCUGGAUACUGGUUUUUAUUUGCUGUAACAUCCAAUAAAUCUGCCAGGAUACUGA
Messenger RNA from Scatophagus argus, 2278 nucleotides. It is a transcript of the gene ldha, whose product is annotated as lactate dehydrogenase A4. The coding region runs from base 153 to 1151 and encodes 332 amino acids. Lineage: Eukaryota; Metazoa; Chordata; Actinopteri; Scatophagidae. Gene Ontology annotation, biological process: carboxylic acid metabolic process. The transcript has 8 exons. The record is from RefSeq and is a predicted model, not a curated record. Gene Ontology annotation, cellular component: cytoplasm. Gene Ontology annotation, molecular function: L-lactate dehydrogenase (NAD+) activity.